Molecule: messenger RNA, 357 nt
Organism: Trypanosoma brucei brucei TREU927
Lineage: Eukaryota; Euglenozoa; Kinetoplastea; Trypanosomatida; Trypanosomatidae
Product: ATPase subunit 9, putative
Exons: 1
Coding region: 1-357 (118 amino acids)
Biological process (GO): proton transmembrane transport; proton motive force-driven ATP synthesis
Molecular function (GO): proton transmembrane transporter activity
Source: RefSeq, a predicted model, not a curated record
AUGAUGCGCCGCCUUGCCCUUCAGUCCUCGCUCCGUCGCGUCACGCCCGCUGCCGUUUCUGUGAUGACUCCUGCAAAAGUUACGAGCCCAAUUGGCCACGCUAUCGCCAUUCGUCAGGCCUCCACUGUGGCCAUAUCUGUGCAGGGCCUGCAUUACGUCGGUACGGGUCUCGCUGCCAUUGCUCUUGCAGGUGUGGGUCUCGGCAUCGGAACCAUUUUUGGUAACCUGCUGGUCGCUUGUGCUCGGCAACCCAAUUUGACAAAGAUGCUCUUUAAUUAUGCAAUUCUUGGUUUCGCGCUCACGGAAGCUAUCGGCCUAUUCGCACUCAUGCUUGCGUUUCUGAUGCUCUUCUCGUAG